UUUUUACAAAAUAACCUUCAGUGAUAAAGCAUUAGCAGAUGGAUGGAUGGCAACGAUAUGACAUUUCGACACGUCCCAACAUCAAAGACAAGCUAUUUUUGGGGAUUGACAGAGAGAGAACCAUGUAGAAGUACAAUAACAUCACCCUGGUGAAGACCAGCUUCAUAACCACAUAGGUUAUUUCUCUUAAUCUAUAAUUAAGAGAAACUCCCAGAAAUAUGCAUGUUUUGAGUCCUCCGUGACUUUUCUACAUACCUUGUUUCACUGCAGUUUUUCAUCUGGCCUUUGAUAUCCAGCAAAAGAAUGAAUUAUUCAGUUUUCUGCUCACUUCAAAGCCCAUGUUUUGAGUUGGGGAAUUGCCGCGUGCUUUCAGUGUUGUCUUCCCACUAUUAUACGAUCAUGGCCUGGAGUGGUCGCCUUCCUAUGGCCAGGGUACAACGGUCAGUGUCAGUGAUGCUACUACUGCUACUCUACUCACACGAGUUGUCCUCGACCCCUGCCCGGCAUCUGUGUGGUUCUCAACUGGUGGAUGCUCUCUACUCAGUAUGUGGAGAAAGGGGCUUUUUCUACGGUCCCAGUCGACUCUACAAGCGAGAUUUGGAACAUCUGCUCGGGUUCCUGUCAAAAAGAUCCAGACAAGAGCAGAGCCUGUGGAGGGGUCUGUCUGGUCACAAUGAGCCCAAGGUGAAGAGAGGCAUCGUGGAGCAGUGCUGCAAUAAGCCUUGCAGCAUUAACCACCUGGAGGGUUACUGCAACUGAUGAGCCACCCCACAACUGCGAAACAAUCAUAGCUUGUAAAAAGGUCCCGAAGUCAAUUUCUGGCACAAUAUUUGCUGGCUAUGUCUUAUCAAAUGAAGGAAAUAAAGCUUCAUGACCCAUAACCCAAAGCUCCGCUCUGCAAGAUGUCAAUGUGUUCUUUGUAGCUGGUACAUGCGGUGAAUGAAACAUGGGUUACCUCAGCCCUUUGCUGUCCCACA
This is a messenger RNA of Solea solea (common sole), 977 nucleotides long. RefSeq names its product preproinsulin b (gene insb). Bases 304 to 759 code for a protein of 151 amino acids. Lineage: Eukaryota; Metazoa; Chordata; Actinopteri; Pleuronectiformes; Soleidae. The transcript has 3 exons. Gene Ontology annotation, molecular function: hormone activity. Gene Ontology annotation, cellular component: extracellular region. The record is from RefSeq and is a predicted model, not a curated record.